CAGAUCUACUCCGCCGCCGCCUCCCAUGGCGCCUCCAGCCAGAAACCUUAACCCUAAUCCGAACACUAACAACCCCGAUCCUCCCUUCGACAUGGGUAUUCUCUUCGGUUCGCCUCCUACCGCUGCGCCCACGUUCCCUGCCGCCGUCGGCCCGCCGCCGCCGUUCGGCCCUUACUCCCACCCCUCGGUCAUCUCUUCCUUUCACGGCGGCCCCUACCUCCACCACCCCUCGGUCAUCUCUCCCUUUCACGGCGGCCCCUACCUCCACUACACGCAGGAUCUUCAUCCCCCUAUGCCCCACCCAGCCAUCUCCUUCCCCACGCCCCGGCCAGCCAUCUCCUUCCCCAUUCCAGAUCUAAAUGCAAACCCUAGCGCCGCCUUGCCUGGCAGCUACCUUCACUACCCGCAGGAUCUCCGAUACUUCAUACCCUGCUCAGUCAACUCCUACAGGCGAGACCGGAACCUGAGUGUUAACCUCAGAGCCGCCUUGGGCCGCCUGCAGGAUCGCCAAUCUCCCAUGGCCAGCUCAGGCAACUCCAUCCACACACUGAACCCAAACACAAACCUGAACCUGAGCGCCAACCCCAGCGCCGCCUCGCACGGCCGCUACCUUCAGAACGCGCAGGAUAUUCGACAUUCCAUGCCCCGCCCAGUAAUAUCCUCUGCCAUGCCAAACCGGAGCGACAACUCCCGCACCGUCGCAGGUGCCAAACCUGAACAGAAUAAAGGAGCACCGAACGGAAGGCAGAACAAUUCUAAUGAUGUUAUUCACCUUUCUGAUUCUGAUUCUGAUUCUGAUGAUUUUUUUGAAGAAGAGGCUCCCCCCACACACUCCAAGUCAAAUGGGAAAGCUUCAUCUGAUAGCCUAAAAACUGGUGGAAAGGCUUCAUCCUUUUCUAAUGGAGAAGGUAGCAAAGGAGGGAAGGCAUUUAGUGCUGGGAAAGGCGGGAAGGGCUCCGCAUCAAAUGCAAAGCCUGCAAUGUCUGAUGCAGAACUAAAGCUUCAGCUUGAUAUGCCUCCAAAUUCUAUAUUGUUAUCGAACUGUGAAGCAGCAGAAAUGUUGCAGAAAAUUCAAGGACAUAUGGCUAUCUUAUCAGAGGAUCCGACUAUAAAAAUUCCCGAGUCGUUUGACAAGGCCUUUCAAUAUGCAAAAGAAGGAAAUCACUUCACCUCUGCGAAGUUGGUGAAAGAAAUCCUGGAACCUCUUAAAGACUAUGGUGUUAAUGAUGGCGAGAUAUGCAUGAUAGCAAACAUUGGGCCUGAGACCAUCGAAGAGGUUUAUGCACUGAUACCGUCUCUCAAGGCUACUAGGUCGAUCAAUGAAGGCAAGAUCGUGGAGGCUCUUGCUGCCCUCGCUAACAUAAAAGCCUCCAAGUGAACCUCAGCUACACAGCUGAUCGGGCAAUGAAGGAUCCGUAACGGGGGUCUCUGUGGUGUAUGGUUGUUCACCGAAAUCGAGCUCUUUCUUUCGAGGGCCGAAAUCAAGUUGUGUGUAUGUAAACCGUGCUGUGCACCUGUGUGCCAGCUCUAGGUCUGGCUGGUUGAACUUUGACUUUUGGAAACUAGCUUGUGUCUAGCUGCCGGUUUAGCUAGUUGUUGAGGUGAUGUACUCUGAAUUGCCAAGUUAUGCCCGAUGGUCUGGCACGCCUGAACGAUGAAUAUUGUUGUUGCGGCCUGUGUGUUUCUGCAUUUGUAGUUUACUUCUCUGUGAA
Messenger RNA from Triticum aestivum (bread wheat), 1712 nucleotides. Its product is annotated as DNA-directed RNA polymerases IV and V subunit 4-like. Gene Ontology annotation, cellular component: RNA polymerase complex. The transcript is spliced from 10 exons. The record is from RefSeq and is a predicted model, not a curated record. Lineage: Eukaryota; Viridiplantae; Streptophyta; Magnoliopsida; Poales; Poaceae. Gene Ontology annotation, biological process: DNA-templated transcription initiation. The coding region runs from base 26 to 1378 and encodes 450 amino acids. Gene Ontology annotation, molecular function: nucleotide binding.